Messenger RNA from Seminavis robusta, 1167 nucleotides. The record is from the annotation of a GenBank genome assembly. Lineage: Eukaryota; Bacillariophyta; Bacillariophyceae; Naviculales; Naviculaceae.
AUGAAGCGUAGCGUUGUCAUCGUUUUCUUCGCACUAAUGCUGGUGGGAGUGGAGUGCACCUCAUUGCCAGGCAUCGCAGAACUGCAUAGUUGGUUGCGUUUGGACCCCAAUGUCUCUGUUGAGGCCUUGGAAACCAGAUUGGAAGGUUUUGACGAUAAUAAUGUUUGGCAAUCCACUGAUAGCAAUGGAAACACGUUGGUCCAUUCAGCCUGCUUCAAUCCAGCAAUGCCUGUCGACGUCGUGGCCUUCCUGGUGGAUGGCUAUCCCGAUGCAAUAUCCAGGACAAACUCGCCAGAUGAUCUAACCCCAAUGCAAGCCGCCAUUCGUACUGGAAAAUCCACCAAAGACGACGUGGCCUUCUACCUCCUCUUCAAGUUUCCCUCCCUGGCAGAGGUCGUCAGCUCGAGGUACGGGACUCUCUUGCACUUUUGCUGCAACAGUCCUUGUACUCCCAAGUUGGCGGAGCACAUAAUCGAGCUUUACCCGAACGCUCUGAGCAUGAGUGAUAGGCACUCUAAUUUACCUCUCCUCAGCGCGGCUCGACGAAUGCCUUUGGAAACUGUGCAACUCAUGGCGGAAAUUUAUCCAUCGGCUUUGCGUUUUGAAAAUAGAAACAGUGUCACCUUGCUCCAGGGUAUGACUCUAUGGGAUCAUUCCAACCUGAGCUGUCGGACGGUGCAAGUGGCGGCUUUCUUGAUUGAAGAGUAUCCUGAAGCACUAUCCAAUCCAAGCUGGAGGGGGUGGAUCCCAUUGAACAAUGCGCUGCAGUCACUAAAGCCAAUCCAUCUGGAACCUCGUGCAGAAGACGUGACAGAAGGAGCCGCAGUCGAGGCAUUUGUGGACCUCAUUCGACUCUUGGUGAACCAUUACCCAGUGCCUCUGUUUCGGGGAUACAGUGGGACGUCACAAGACGAUACCGGGAUGACUCCUCUGCAUUUAGCGGUUGACCGACAAGUCCCGUUGGAGGCCAUACGCGUACUGAUUGACGCUGCCCCCAUGGCACUCCGUUUGAAAGACGCAAGGAAUCGGACACCUCUUGAGCUGGGUAUUGCAAAGGGCGUUUCUCAGGACAUUGAGCAACUGCUUUCUAAUCGCAGUGAAUGGCUUGAUACGACCUUUGGGGGCAAUCAGCGGUGCAAUGCCACCGGUGUGGUGGGAGAAGAAUAA